CUGCACCGACCUCGCUUCCACCGUCAUCUCAUCUCCAUCCAUCCAUCCAUCCAAUUCCAUAAUAUCUAACCUUAUUCCGUACCCAAAAUAUCGACACUUGACUUGCUCUCCAAAUUUUACCCCCGUUCUCCUCCCCAACUAACAGUCCAACCCAGCUCCUAACCGUGUAUCGCUGUUAUCUCUCUUUUUCCUUUUCACAUUUCUUUCCUUACUGAGCAAGAUUUCUUGCUCCGAAUUCGCCUAUAAAAACUAAUGUUUCGGAAUACAAGAUACGAUCGCAGUCGAUAAAUACCACUGAAGGCAAGUUUACAAUCUGAAAGAUGUCAAGGGAGAUCUGGGCUGUUCCCUUUUUUGGGCAAGGCCAUCUCUUGCCAACCAUGGAGCUCUGCAAGCACAUCGCCUCCAGGGACUUCAAAACCACCCUCCUCAUUUCCUCCAACCUCUCUUCUUCUGUCCCCUCCUCUUUCCGCCACGUCCCUCUCCUCCAUGUCUUGGAAAUCCCAUCGCCUCCACCGCCUCCUCCCCAGCCUGGAUCCGACCCCAUGCACCAGCACCGUAGACACCACGGCAACCUGGCUCUAGGCCUUGAAAACCUCCUCUCGGCCCGAGCCAAAAGCCCAAACCCAGAGCUGCCAGUUUGUGCCAUUCUCGACGUCAUGAUGAGCUGGAGCGCUGAAGUUUUUCAAAAAUUCAAUGUCCCAACGGUCGCUUUCUUCACAUCCGGCGCCUGCUCUGCGGCCAUAGAGCAUGCGAUGUGGAAGGCCCACCCGCUGGAUAUUCAACCUGGAGAGGUCCGGUUACUCCCCGGAUUACCUGAAAACAUGGCUCUCACCCAAUCGGACCUCAAGCAACGGCCUCAUGGGCCACCGGGGCCGCCACCGCCAACCGGUGGUGCCCCACCAGGCCGGGGUGCCGAUUUCCAUCCACCCCCGGGUCCCGGACCGAAGAUGAUGGGCCCACCCAAACCCGGUCAGCAACCACCAUGGGUGGAGGAGGUGAAGAACACAAUCGCGCUGCUGAUCAACACGUGCGACGAUCUCGAGCGUCCAUUUAUCAGUUACCUCACACAUCAAGUCGGGAAACCGGUCUGGGGCGUGGGCCCGCUUCUGCCACAGCAGUACUGGCAGUCGUCCCGUUCACUUCUCCACGACCGGGAAAUCCGAACCAAUCGACGGUCGAACGUCACGGAGGACGAAGUGAUCAAAUGGCUGGAGUCGAAGCCACGCGCGUCCGUCCUCUACGUUUCGUUCGGCAGUGAGGUGGGUCCAACCAUGGAAGAGUACCCACAUCUAGCCGACGCACUAGAAGCCUCAAGCCGGCCAUUCAUAUGGGUGAUCCAACCCGGUGCAGGCAGAUCGGGUCCACCUCGUCAAUUACUCGGGAACCAACCCGGUUCGGAAGAAGAAGAGGGUUACUUCCCACAGGGCUUGGAUGAACGAGUUGGCGACACGGGUUUGAUAAUACGCGGAUGGGCACCACAGCUGCUGAUACUGAGUCACCCAUCAACCGGAGGAUUCUUGUCUCACUGCGGUUGGAACUCUACGGUGGAGGCGAUAGGGCGUGGGGUCCCAUUUUUGGUGUGGCCCAUCAGGGGUGACCAAUACUAUAAUGGGAAGUUGGUGGCGGUCCAUCUCAAAGUUGGGUACAUGGUUUCUGAUGAUCUUUCGGAACCCAUAACCAAGGAAGAUAUAGGAAAAGGAAUAGAGAAGCUCAUGGGGGACGAAGAUGUGAAGGAGCGAGCUUUGUUGCUUAGCACUGAGUUUCAGCAUGGGUUUCCGGCGAGUUCUGUGGCUGCUUUGGAUGCUUUUCGGGAUUUUAUCAAACAGAUAGUUGCUUAGCUGUUUAGCGUUUUCCUUUUUGGUUCUGAAUAAAUCUAAUAUUAUUACACGUAAAAGUACAAACUUCUAUC
This is a messenger RNA of Juglans microcarpa x Juglans regia, 1909 nucleotides long. Its product is annotated as scopoletin glucosyltransferase-like. Gene Ontology annotation, molecular function: UDP-glycosyltransferase activity. Lineage: Eukaryota; Viridiplantae; Streptophyta; Magnoliopsida; Fagales; Juglandaceae. The transcript has a single exon. The record is from RefSeq and is a predicted model, not a curated record. Bases 321 to 1838 code for a protein of 505 amino acids.